This is a messenger RNA of Strongylocentrotus purpuratus (purple sea urchin), 1409 nucleotides long. Its product is annotated as ZP domain-containing protein-like. Bases 58 to 522 code for a protein of 154 amino acids. NCBI's taxonomy places the organism in Eukaryota, Metazoa, Echinodermata, Echinoidea, Camarodonta, Strongylocentrotidae. The transcript has 3 exons. The record is from RefSeq and is a predicted model, not a curated record.
AUUAUUAUCAUUAUUAUUACUACGAUUAAUAUUGUUCUUCUUCUUCAACUAUAUUUCAUGAUUUCCGGCCGUUCUCCCACGGCUAUGACUCCUGCUAACUCGAGUACAUGUUUCAAUUGGUUCUACAGUUGCCCGGAUGAUGAAACAGUUGCUAUCUAUCGUCUCCUUGGAUUGAAUCGAGAAGGCUUUUCUUUUAGUGCAUUUGCCUUUGUUGGAGAUUACACUGAGGUGUACAUUCACUGUUCAGUGAAGGUCUGUGGUGCCGCGAAGGCUCAAUUGUUUCGAGACGCAGGAUGCCCCUCAGAAACUCCACCUCCCGACCGCAAACGUCGAUCUUCGUCCUUUCUGUCCACUCAGACAAUCAGUAAUGGUCCGAUUCACAUCCGUCGCUCAACCAGCGAUAUGGUUACUGAUGAUUUGUCUUCCUACAUCCCCUUUGCGAUGCUCCUCCUUGGAAUGAUAGCAACAUUGGUUGCUAUGGCAAUCCUGAUGGGUGGUCAACCUUGUUCGUAUCUCGACUGAUAUCAAUUACUACGAGCGAGUUCCCAUUGAAUCCAUUGAAGGAAUUUAGAAGUAAUAAAGAAGUGCUCCAAAAAGGGCCAUCGAAUAGAAAACAGUAGAAUAAGGAAGUUCAUAACGUUUCUUCUCAUGUAUUUGUAAAAAUCUCUCGUUUUGUCUCGUCUAGAUUAUUGUAAUUCGCUACUCCAUGAUUUAUCGCUUGAAGAUCUUAACUCCCUUCACCUCCUCCAAAACAAAGCAGCAUGGCUCGAUCAUUCAUUGUAAACAAAAAAUUGUCCACGUCUCCCCUCUCAUCACUGAUCUUCACUGGCUACACGUUAAUAAUCAUAUUAUACACUUUCAAGUGUUUCAAUAACCAGGCCCCAGCAUAGCUAGGUGAUCUAUUCCGUUUGCACACAUCCAUGUAUAUACACGAUCAGCCAGUAGUAAAACACUUACCGUCUCUCGAACCAGUAAACACUAACCAGAGAGGUGAUAGAUACUCUUAUGUUAUUGCUCCAAAGACCUGGAACUCCUUACCCCAUGUACUUAAGAAUUGCCUUACUCUCAGUUUUCAAAAAGUGUCUGAAAACACUUUUCUAUUUUGUUCCUCUCGGUAUGUAAUUAAUGUAAGCUUCGUAAGAUAAUGUUGUCUCUUUCUGCUUGUAAGUGGUGGUGGUUGGUGGUGGUUAUUUUACCUGACUAAGAAGGCAUACAUGCUUGUAAGUAAGCAACCAGACGGUCAAUGGCUUUAGGUCCUCUCAGAGUGACCUGGUAAUGAGGAUUAAUGCCUUUACUUGUAUGCGCUUUGUGUCUAAUCAAAAUUAUAAAUUUAAUAUUAUUAUUAUCAUUAUAUAUUAUUAUCUAUAUAAGGGUUCCAAGUGGUACAAUAAAUCAGUGUAUUCAAUAUC